GGGUGGAGGCAAUCUCGGGUGGUCUCGUAGUUCCACAGCGGGCAGUCCGUAGCAGGAAUAUUGCAUCCUGCUGCAGACAUACGUCAUUGUUGUGUGUAGAUACAUGGAGCAAACAUGGCAAGUCCAGGGACAGCAGGAAAGGGUCCUUUCUCAUGGCUGCCACAGUAUUUUCCCUGUUUUCUAAACUUCUUGGCAAUAAAGAAGAGGAAGAGAUUACCGAAUCAGAAGAAAGAAUAAUAUAUCUUUUAAAGAAAGCCAAGUUGAGCAUUAUGAAAAGUGAGAUGGAUGAAGCAGAGGAGAUCCUCCAUCAGGCACUUUAUUUGGCCCAGGAGUCAGACAGCAAGAGAGGGAUCAUCUAUACUUAUGACCUGAUGGCCAACUUGGCUUUUCUCAGGGGCCAGCUUGACAAUUCAGAAAAGCUUUUCAAGGCAGCAAUGACCUACAUGCUUGAUGGAGGUGUUAAACAGGAUGAUAACUCUUUCAUUGAGAUAUCACUGAAGUUGGCCUGUAUCUAUGCAGAGCAAAACAAAAAUGAACUGGCUGUGGCCGGAUACCAAUUCUGUAUCCUGAGUCUUAAGGAGAAGAUAGAGAGGGAGGACGGAAUGCUGGAUCUACCAGCAGAGGAAAAGUCCAACACUCGUCUACUCCUGGGUCUCUGUCUGGAUUCGUAUGGACGUUACCUAAUGAGCAUUGCACAAUUUGCAGAAGCACAAGGAAUGUAUGAAAAAGCUCUGCAGAUCUGUAAGGAGGAGCAGGGGGAGCUGCACCCACAGACUGUGACCUUGAUGAAUGAUUUGGCAACUGUGUUGGCUGCACAGGGCUUCCACAAUGAGGCAUGUGACUAUGUGAGCCAAGCUUUUGAGCUGGCAAAAAAAACAGAUCAUCCUGAUCAACAUGUGGUGCUCAGUAACCUGGCCAUGAUUCUUAUGGAGAAAGGAGCAGAUCACUUAGCUGCAGCAGAAAAGAAUUUGAAGGAAGCUCUGAAGAUUGCUGAGGAGAAAAAGGACUUUGCUUCUAUUAAAUAUAUCCAAGAGGAACUGUUUGAACUUGACAGGAGGAAGAAACGCAGUUGAGAUGAUCCAAAGAUUGUAUUUAAAUACAGCUACAUGUUCCAUUGCAAAAAUUAUUUCUAGUUUUUCCGAGCUUUACUCCAUGUGCGUACUUUUUUUGUCAUCUGAUGAGUUUGACAGAUGGAGACAGCACCACCAGUGGUUAAAGGUUUUGCACAAGCACCAUUUCUUUGUGCUCAGAACAUUUCUAUAAUUUAAAAAAAGUAUGCUGUUCCAUGACCUUAACUUUUCAUAAUUCAUAUUAGCUUUCUAUAUUUUUGUUUGCAUACUGAAAUAACCUAAAACUGGUAUUUAAUGA
Spea bombifrons (plains spadefoot toad) is the source of this 1368-nucleotide messenger RNA. It is a transcript of the gene TTC19, whose product is annotated as tetratricopeptide repeat domain 19. The record is from RefSeq and is a predicted model, not a curated record. The transcript has 10 exons. NCBI's taxonomy places the organism in Eukaryota, Metazoa, Chordata, Amphibia, Anura, Pelobatidae. Gene Ontology annotation, cellular component: mitochondrial inner membrane. Gene Ontology annotation, biological process: mitochondrial respiratory chain complex III assembly. Bases 153 to 1073 code for a protein of 306 amino acids. Gene Ontology annotation, molecular function: protein binding.